Periconia digitata is the source of this 2749-nucleotide messenger RNA. Lineage: Eukaryota; Fungi; Ascomycota; Dothideomycetes; Pleosporales; Periconiaceae. The record is from the annotation of a GenBank genome assembly.
AUGGCAUGGGCAUGCGCAAAUCCGCUUUCGUUAGGUGCGUGCGAAGGUACUUGGUUGCCCGCAACAAACAACCCACAACGAAACCACCACCGCCCUUCUCGAACCACACGCGUGCUCGCAACUUACACUCCACUACCGCUUCCACUCAACCGACCGCAAACGACCUCCCAAUCCAGGACCACCACAACUCAUUCCGACUCUUGCGUCCUCUUUCAUCACUCCUGCCAUCGUCGAUGCGAUCCCCAACCCAAACAUCGCGUCACCACGACUCCUAGUCAUCUGUUUGGUCCUCAACAUGCGCCCAUGAGUCGCAUAUACGAACCGAACAUUUCGCACUCCGAAAUGGCCAUGCCACUGCCCUCCACGUUCUCUGCGCCCGAGCGCCGUAAAAAAGUCACAACGUACGGCAGACCAGGACGCCAUCCAUCUACAGCCAAGUUCUUCGCCGACACUCCAUCACCAGAGCGCCCUAGAAAACAACCAAAAACUGUCUAUGCCGCCGUGAGGAAGCCCGCACCUUCAAUCGAAAUACAAGGUACUUUGACGCAGAAUUACCGUCGUCAAUCCAAAUCACCUGCGCCUCUAGAUAUCUUUGAUGUGCCAUCGGACCAUGAAGCCACAUCUGCAGCUCCUCCUGUUCCGCCAGCCGGGCAUCGCCGAAGGAUACCGCCCAAGUCGGAGGAUCCGAGUGUCUUCGACAUCCUUUCAUCUAAUGAUGAUGAUGAUGGCAUACAGCCUGCGCGAAAGACUGCAAAACAAGCUUUGAUUUCAAGCAAUAGAAAGCCAGUCGCCUCCCUUGAACCGGUACACAAGAAAAGCAUCUUAGCGCAAAGUGGUGCUAAGCAAAUUGUCGCCGAUGGCAACAAUACUGUAAACCCAUCCGCCGCUAGGAAGCGGGCCAAGACUCCCCAAGUCGCUCAAGAACUUCCACCUGUAGAGCAGAAACAGCCUAUCACACGAACAACCAGGUCGCGUGCGACUACACCAGCAUUACCGAAUUUGACAUCUCAGGUCAAACAUAAUCCAGCCAUCUCUAACUCCAGCAAACCGACAGUGAAGAAGUCAACUACAGCAAACAAGCCCUCUACCAUCGAUAUCUUUGAUGUCCCGUCAUCAGACGAAAGCGAACCCCACCAUGCCACCGUCAAAUCUCGAACGGCUUCGGUUACCAAAAGAAAUGUCACUACUACAGCCAGUCACAUCCAGACGCCACUGUCGCCAACACCGUCGAUGGAGUCCGAUGUAUCACAGAAGUCCAACAAGCGCAAGAGACGCGCAUCCGUAUCAUCAUCUGCGACAGUUAGAGCAUCCGCUAUCGAGCAGAAACCGAGGGAAUCAAACUCCCAAAGAGAGAGAAAACACCAGAAAAAAAUGAGUGACACUUCCGCCGGCAUGCCAUCGAUCCUAACGAGUCGCCCGAAUCCGUCAAUCGUAAACACGAAGGGGGUUUCAGCGAUCAACGAACCCAAGCGUACGAGGAUAAGGACUGCGCCAGUGAAACCGAGAGCACCUGUAAUAAAAGGCCAGUCCUCACCAGCAAAACUUCAUACAAUGCUUGUCCAUCGAACGGCUCCCAAUCAGUCUCGGGUUAAACAGGUCCCCCAAGCGCCCGAGUCAGACGCCAUGGAAGACGAUACCAUGUGCGAACCACAAAGCACAAAAACUCCACCAACCCGGACGCUAAAGACGCAUGGUUCAGGGUCGGUAACGCCUCGGCAGCAGGCUCUAUUCAGCAAUCUUCUAGGGGACUCAUCUGAUUCUGCAACACCAAUGCCGAAGCUAUCUGACUUGAAAAUUUCCGAGCGGAAACCGAGUCCUGCAAUUACCAAUCUUAUGAGAUCAGUCUCUGAUAUUCCUCAAUCCGCUCAUACUCGGAAGACUAGACUUCUGGAUGUGCUAAAGCGAACCGCUUCGAGCUCAGAAGAAGAAAGUGAGACUGAUGAAGAAACAGAGGAUGAAAUUGUUAGCAUUCCUCAGGCAUCUGUUUCCAAAACAAAUUCAAGAGGAGGAGGUUCGGAGCCUCAGCUUGCGUUAACUGACACGGCAGACGCAAUGGAUAUCGACACUGAACCCAUUGGUGAUUCCCAGACUUCGCAAACUUCGAUUCACUUGCACACCGGUGGUCGAAUUACAUAUGCAAAGAACAGAUCUUAUCUCGAAGACACUGAGCCGGAUCUCGCCAACCUUCUCGACAACAUGGACGACGAUCUAGGGUUGGUUCUUCCGAAGAAUCAAGAAGUUGAAUCAGACGUCGAUGACGAAGGUGGCCAUUUGCGAGACAUCCACGAUUUACGACGUCAAGGACAGCAACACAAAUUCCAAGCCCAAGCGGAAGCUACCAUAGAAGAAGUGGCUGGGAAAGGUCUCAAUGCGUCCCAGCGAAGAAGUGCCAUGAUGGAAUGUGCCACCCAGAUGAAGGACAAGAAUUACGUCAGCCAGCUACUCGAAUCUUCCCUGAUGUCAUCACUGAUUCAAAGCAUCUCUUCGACAGGAGAAAUCAUAUUUGAUUUUGCAGCUGCGACUGCUGUGCUGUUCAUCCUUGAAGUGCGACCGGGUUAUGCUGUAUUGGAGCAGAUACAUCAAUCCGCCAUCACAGGGACUUUGGGGCUGUUGCUAUCAUCCAAGCAUUGCAGCAUGGACAUACAUCGGAUAUCGAAGGAGAGAAAGACAAACAUGGCACCCAGGGCCCGUGAGACGGUAGCAGAGUUCCGGGGGUUGAUUCUCGACUCCAACUUCUCGAACUUCUGAC